Molecule: messenger RNA, 2010 nt
Organism: Microdochium trichocladiopsis
Lineage: Eukaryota; Fungi; Ascomycota; Sordariomycetes; Xylariales; Microdochiaceae
Exons: 4
Coding region: 1-2010 (669 amino acids)
Source: RefSeq, a predicted model, not a curated record
AUGGCCAACUUGCUCAAUCUGCGCGAAGCGCAACACGGAGUGCAUCUACACAGGGGCACCACGACGGCGUGGGCCAGUAAGCAACAUGUGCAGGACCUCGAGCAGAGGCUCCGCAAGAUGGAGGCGAUGAUGCAACAGCAACAGCAUCAGCAGCAGCAGCAACAGGGUACUGGGAGAGGUGAAGCAUCGCUUACACCCCGAAGUCGUGAGAGCUCUACAAGUACCGGCCAGGAGACAAGUCGGCGAGAGCUUGUGCCAGAUCCAGACCUGAGGGUGAGCGAUCCGGACUCAGGGGCAGCCACACGGACAGACCGCGGCGAUGCAGUCGACAGGCGUAUAAGGCAUACGGCAGGCCUGCUUGACCCGGUCUUGUCUGCCGUCUCGUUUUCACCGCCACAGCCUGCACCGAAGCCUGCGCUCGACAAGAUUCGUGACAGGCUCCGGGGCUCAAUGCACCUGCCAAAUUUCAUGGCAAAGUCCCUGGAGAGGCUGUACUCGAGCAACGAGAUAGCUUGGUUUGUCGCACCACUGCUGGACGAGAUCAACGCCCAGUUCCCCGUGCUCGACGUGGACAGGCUCGUGCGGCGCAUCGAGGACAUGACGACCUCGCCCGACCGCAGUGCAGCAUGGACAACCAUUAUCGAGAGCAUCAUGGCCCGCGUUGUGCUCGUCCGUGCCGCCGCGGACGGUGUGCGUCGGUGCUACGACAUGGCCUGGGACCAGAUGAGCACCAGCCUCGAGCGGCUCUCGUCGUUAUUGCUGGACGCUGACGCCGACGCCAACGGCGAUGUCGUCGAUGCGCUGCUCUCGAUGGUGCUCUUCACCAGGGGCACUGCCGACACGAGAACGACCGCCAUGCUCGUCCGCAGCGCCUUGCAGAGCCGCUGGGUGGCAAGCAAGAGCGAUCCCGCACCCUCAGCAGUUGCUGAUGACAAGACCCGCGACCUGGCAACGCGCAAGAUCUGGGCGCUCUACGCGAUCGACCAGGAGCUGUCCCUCACCCACGGCAUGCCGCCCUCGAUCCGCGAGCUCGACAUUGACCAGACCAUCUACCCGUUGGACACGCGGGCUUCCACCGAUGCUCCCGUCCCCGUCAAGUCUCGCCCGCAGGGCCACUUCUGGGCCCGCGUCCGGCUCGCGACCAUCACGGCCGAGAUCCACGCGCGCCUAUACAGCCCGCGUGCCGCCGCCAGCAGCAGGGGCCAGAGCGCCGGCGCCAUCCUCGCCUGUGCCACCGACCUGCACGCGGUCCUGCGCAACCUGACCCUCUCCAUCUGUCCGGCCACGGCGUUCGCGGCGCAGCAGCUCCCCGGCAGCAUGGGCGGGUUCCUAGGGGUUGACCUGGCGCUACCCCUGGCCGACGUGUCGGUCGUGUCGCUGCACUUUGGCUUCUGCAAUGCCGGCAGCAUGAUAUACCACGCUGUCCUGCGGGCGGAGAACACCCCGCCCAUCGCGCGCGAGAAUGCCAGAGCAUACUGUCUUGCCGCCGCGCGGUCGACGCUGUCCGCCCUGCAAUCCUGGCCGCCGGCGACACUUCCGGAGUUGUGGCAACUGCUCGCAUACCCCCUCGCGGCAGCACUUACGAUCCUCGAAGCGCUCCUCAUCCACCAGUAUGGCGAGGAGGACCCGGGGGAAGACGCCAAGAUCAUUGCCCAGCUGGGCCAGUAUCUCCGCCAGACCGCCAUGGUCAAAGGGUUUCCUCUCGACAGCCUGAUCGCGGGGUGUGAUGAGAUGGCGCGGCUCGCGCAGAUCGCGGCGCACAGUCCGACCCACAGGUUUAUGGACAUGGUCAUCAUGACGACUGUGCGCGAUCUCUUAUCGCAGGCCACAUCCCCGAUCUAUAUUGCACAGGGUCUCAUUGGAAAUCUGCCCACGCCAGACUCCAGGAUAUCCCGAGAGCUGGCGAAACACCUUCUGUGCAGUGAGCUUGUCGCAGAGAUGCCGGCUCAUCGAGCGCCGUUUGCGCCAGAUAUAUUGCACCACCAUGCCAUGCGCCCAAAGAAGGCGUAG